AUGUCAGACGACAUACAAAUUACUAUCAAACAAGCGCAGGCCAUCGUGAACGAGAAUAUAGACAAAAGCAGAGAAAUAACUCGGUUUGAGGAGUAUUUGCAAACACCACAUCGACCAGGUACUAAAUCAUACCUCAUCCAAACACAAGACAACGCCUACAUCCUGAAGGUCGCACAGCCUUCUGACUUGUCUAGCAUCCCGUCAUAUGGACCAAACUCACUGGCCGUGGAAUACAGCCUUGUGACUAAUCUACGAAAAAACACUUCUCUCCCUCUUCCAACCCCACAUGCACUCGACGAGAGUCGUUCACUCAUUGGAUACCCUUAUUUCCUUUUCGCCGCCCCUGCGGGCAGGACACUCGCGUCGACGCGUGCCCAACUCACUACACGCCAAAGCCUCCAGAUCGACCUCCGCAUUGGCUCGUAUCUGAAACAGCUCCACGAGGUGCAAAACGAUUGGUUUGGUCAACCUAGACAAGAGCAUGACGAAAUAUACAGCUGGCAAGAAGCGUUCACAUCACUUCUCGAAGAUGUACUCCUUGCAGCCGAGGAUAAACACAAGACAGGAAGUCUAGGUGUCACGUUGCCUAUGGGGGACGUGCGUCGAUACCUGUCGCGAGCGAUCGGAUUCUACCUGUUUGACGACUGCGAAGUGCCAUCUUUUGUGUGGUUCUCUGGGUGCGAGGACAAUAUCUUUGUAGAGGUGACGGACCCUGAGGCAGAACCGAAAAUCACGUCUUUGGCCGGCUUUGAUCAUGCGUUAUGGGGCGAUCCGUUACUAGAACGGUUAUUCAUGGACCCCAGCGCUGCGAUGUUGGAAGGAUAUGGCGGUACGCCGGUCAUUUUUCCAAGACAGAAAACCAAAAGAAUUUGGUACACACUUUACAUGGCGUUGUUGGUGUUGGUCGAGGGAGAUGGAAGAGAAGGCAUGGAAUCGUGGGCGAGACAGGCGGUCGAAACGUGUCUGAAGCAGCUGAAGGAUGCAGCGUGUUAUUAA
Molecule: messenger RNA, 996 nt
Organism: Heterobasidion irregulare TC 32-1
Lineage: Eukaryota; Fungi; Basidiomycota; Agaricomycetes; Russulales; Bondarzewiaceae
Exons: 2
Coding region: 1-996 (331 amino acids)
Source: RefSeq, a predicted model, not a curated record